GUCCGCUACAGGUGGCAGGUGGGGUUCUGUAGUCGAGCGCCGUGUGUGCGCGAGGCCUUCGCUCCACCCUCAGUGACGGACGGCAAGAACCCCCAGAAAACGUGUUGUUUCUCGAGCUGCAGAAGAAACAAUCACAAGGGUUUGUGCCACAUCAGUGAGUGUGGGGACAUGACACUGCGCAGCGUGAGGAUGUAAUCCUGCGUGUUCCCUCAGCGCCCCAAGGCUGGCGGUGGAGACCAUCAGGAAGUGCCCGGUGGUCGGUUCUUGAAGCUCGCGCUAACUUGGGCUCUUUGCGGAGACGGUGAUAUAUUAACAGAGAGAGAGAGACCGGUGUGAACUGAUGGCUUUUUUUCCCCAACAGGAUAACCUACAGGGGUAUAAAACCCAGAAUAAGUUCCUAAAUAAGGAGAUUUUGGAGCUCUCAGCACUGCGGAGAAACGCGGAAAGGAGGGAGCGAGAUCUGAUGGCCAAGUAUUCUAGCCUGGAAGCCAAGUUGUGCCAGAUAGAAAGCAAGUACCUGAUCCUGCUGCAAGAGAUGAAGACGCCGGUUUGCUCAGAAGAACAGGGGCCUUCUCGUGACGUCAUAGCUCAGCUGCUGGAGGACGCCCUGCAGGUCGAGGGCCCAGAGCAGGCGUUCGUGAAGCCUCAUCUUGUCAGUGAGUAUGAUAUCUAUGGAUUUAGGACCGUCCCAGAGGAUGACGAGGAGGAGAAGCUGGUGGCCAAGGUCCGAGCGCUGGACCUGAAGACCCUGUAUCUCACAGAAAACCAGGAGGUGUCCACCGGCGUCAAGUGGGAAAACUACUUUGCGAGCACGAUGAACAGGGAGAUGGUGUGCUCCCCGGAGCUGAAGAACCUGAUCCGGGCAGGCAUCCCCCACGAGCACCGUUCCAAGGUGUGGAAAUGGUGCGUGGACCUCCACACCAGGAAGUUCAAGGACAGCACCGAGCCUGGGUACUUCCAGACGCUGCUCCGGAAGGCGCUGGAGAAACAGAACCCGGCCUCCAAGCAGAUCGAGCUGGACCUGUUGCGGACUCUGCCCACCAACAAGCAUUACUCCUGCCCCACCUCAGAGGGCAUCCAGAAGCUCCGCAACGUCCUGCUGGCCUUCUCCUGGAGGAACCCGGAUAUCGGCUACUGCCAGGGUCUGAACAGGUUGGUGGCGGUGGCUCUUCUGUACCUGGAGCAGGAAGACGCUUUCUGGUGUCUCGUUACCAUAGUGGAGGUGUUCAUGCCGCGAGACUAUUACACAAAGACGCUGCUGGGGUCCCAGAGUAAGAAGAAUGAGGUCUUCAUCCGUCUUAAAUCCACUGAACCAGGCCCUCCCGCCUACGAGCCGUGGAGGUUGGCCGCCUCACUCCACAUCCCUGCGCCUCAGCUUCCCCAGCUGGAAGACCAGCAUCACACUCCCCUCAUACAAGUGCUCCAGUUUGAAAUUAGGUGCAUUACGAGCUUAUCCUAAUGCUUGGAUCGUAAAAACUCAAUAAAACGCAGAAGGGGAAAGCCUAUUUUAAGCAUGUGGGUUUAAGAUAAAAUUUGCAUCACGUUGUCACAUAAACACAACUGUAAAGUCCGAGGAGAUAGGUUUCUCCCUGACAAUAAAUGUCGUGGCUGCUCACGAAGGCGCAGUUAUUACGGAAUACGAGAUGUUCGGAAGAAAAUGAAAAUCCUGCGUUAUUCUACCCACACUCGAGACCACUGUUGGCAUUUUGAUAUCUUUCCUUUUUGCUUUUUUUCCCCCAAAUACAUUUUAGGUAUUCACGUUGGGGGCAAGACGUGUCCUAGCUGGUUCACACGCUAGCUCGAGCGUCUUCCCGUGUCAUUCUGUGCUUUUUCACCGCCGUGUUUGGUGGCCGUCACUCUCCAUCGGGUGAAUGCUUGUGACGAGUGUUCUCUCCUGCGGUGGGCUCCGUGUAAGGCCGCACUGGGAGUGGGGGCAGCCGUGUGUGGCCAGCCCCCAGCCCCGUGCUUCAUGAAUCCCUGUCGAACUGCCACCACGGGCCAGAUGCUCGCAGCCUCUCCGUCUGUUCAUCAGCUGAGUCCACGUUGUGUGCCAGGACCUUGGUGGGCACUGAGGAUACCGUCCUCCCACGUCCUCCUGACCUCGGCGGGGUGGGGGCUGAAUAGAGGCCCGAGGGUCGUUCCCAGCAGGCUGCUCCGCGCCGGGCCUCCUGAACCAGGCACCACCGGCCACCUGAUUGGGAGGGCCCAGGGCAUGGCUCUACUCCCGCUUUGGGGUCAGCUUGCUUGCCCUUCCUCUGCAGAAGGAAUCCCGCUGCUGUCCCUCGUCCUGCGGCCCGCUGUCCAUCCCCCUUGCCCAUGCACAGCCCCUACAUCUCUCCAGCACUGGCCGGAGCCAGGUGCAGAGCGUGUGCGGUUCAGGGGCCGUCGGACGUCCAGGCACCUCCUCUAGUGGGUGAUGCUGA
This is a messenger RNA of Leptonychotes weddellii (Weddell seal), 2423 nucleotides long. The record is from RefSeq and is a predicted model, not a curated record. Lineage: Eukaryota; Metazoa; Chordata; Mammalia; Carnivora; Phocidae.